Molecule: messenger RNA, 1157 nt
Organism: Cicer arietinum (chickpea)
Lineage: Eukaryota; Viridiplantae; Streptophyta; Magnoliopsida; Fabales; Fabaceae
Source: RefSeq, a predicted model, not a curated record
AUGAUUGUAUUACAACACAAUGAGAUAAUAACAUCAUUUGAAAAGAGCAUCAUUCAAAAGGUGCAUCGCUAUAGUAACAGAUUAUAUGCGAAUUUGCGUGGUGUUGUGUCAAAAAAUGCAAUUGAUCACAUUGCGGCAGAGUAUGAUCGCGUGAAGUAUGUAGGUAUUGAUCAGACUGAGUGUCGUUGCACAAUUAGGACAACACAUGGUCUACCUUGUGCAUGUGAAAUAGCCAUGUAUAGUAUGAUCCCACGUUCCAUUCCAUUAGACGCUAUUCAUGUUUGGUGGAGUAAAUUAACUUUUCAUCUUGAUGCAUCGAGUCAACCUUCAGAGUUAUCUGUGAAACAUGAAAUAGAUGUCAUAGUGAAAAAGUUUGAAGAACUUGAUGUACCUGGAAAAAUUUCACUUAAAGUCCAAAAGCUCACACCUCGACCAUCAAUUAGCAAAGUUCAACAACCAAGAGUUCUCCUCUUCAAAUAUUGGUUGCCAGUUGAAAUUAAUAAAUUCAUAGAUGACAUUAUUGAUGUCGGUGAUGAUGGUAAUUGUGGAUAUCGUGCAGUUGCAGCUUUACUUGGAAUGGGUGAGAACUGUUGGGCAUUCAUCCGUCAACAGUGUGUGGUAGAGCUUCAAGAGUUCAUGUCUCAUUACGAGAUACUAUUUGGUGGAGAAAAUUAUGUUCGACAACUUAUACACAAUGUGUAUGUUGAGCAAGUUGCGUCGAAGGAUAAUUGGAUGACACUUCCAGAAAUGGGAUAUGUGAUUGCUUUGAAGUUUAACGUGGUUGUCGUCGCAUUAUCACUUAACCAAUCACAAACAUAUUUUCCACUUCGGAGUCCACCACCAACAUCUAUGUCAGAUCAUCGUGUGAUUGUUAUUGCAUUUGUUAACAACUGUCAUUUCGUACAGGUUUACUUAAAGUCAUAUUCCCCUAUACCACCAGCAAGUAAUUUGUGGAAAAAUUAUUGCAAUGAAGAAGCACGACAAUGAGAAUUUAUUUACAUGGAUCGCAUGCAACAUUGGUUGCAGAUAUUUCCAGAAACUAUAAAUGAAGUUAUUGUAAACUGAAUUGUUGAAUUCAAAUAUAAUGAAUAUCCAAAAUAUUGUAUGAAUUCAAAUAAUAUUGUAUGAAUUGUUGAAGUUGUAAACUGAAUUGUUUA